Molecule: messenger RNA, 3321 nt
Organism: Polyodon spathula (Mississippi paddlefish)
Lineage: Eukaryota; Metazoa; Chordata; Actinopteri; Acipenseriformes; Polyodontidae
Gene: dnajc6
Product: DnaJ (Hsp40) homolog, subfamily C, member 6
Exons: 18
Coding region: 168-3086 (972 amino acids)
Biological process (GO): dephosphorylation
Cellular component (GO): cytosol
Molecular function (GO): phosphatidylinositol-3,4,5-trisphosphate 3-phosphatase activity
Source: RefSeq, a predicted model, not a curated record
GUAUGUGCUGUGUAGUAAAUGCAGCCCCGGUGACAGGUUUUUUCACAGGCAGAAGGAAACAGGGACACUAAUUCCAAAAUCCCCUUUUCAAGAAAUCUCCAGUGAAGGCCGUGCAUUGCUGUUUUCCCCUUUGCAUGUAAGCUGUGGAUGUUGGUAUCCCUGUGCUCAUGAGCCUGCUCGGUGGCUACAAGAAAAAGACUGGUUAUGAUGGGUAUGAAUCUUUACAGCUGGUCGACAGCAGCGGUGACUUCAAUAACGGGGAGAGAGCCGGCAACACACAGGGCGAGAACUCGACGGAAGCACGGCUAGCAGCUAAAGGAAGCCCAGCCAGACAGGAGGACUGCAGUACCAUGGACAGCUCAGGGACUUCAUCUCCAGAUAUGGAGGCCAGUCCUGGGGGUGGGCUGCUGGACAUUGUGAAAGGAGGGGCAGGGAGACUGUUCAGCAACCUGAAGGACAACCUGAAAGACACCCUGAAGGACACCUCUUCCAAAGUGAUGCAAUCAGUAGCAAGUUACACAAAGGGAGAAUUGGACAUUUCUUAUAUCACCUCACGGGUUAUAGUGAUGUCAUACCCUGCCGAGGCUGUAGAGAUUGGAUACAGGAACCAUAUUGAAGAUGUCCGAUCGUUCCUAGACUCCAGGCACAUGGAUCACUACACAGUCUUCAAUCUGUCACAGAAACUGUACCGCACUGCCAGGUUUCACAACAGGGUGUCCGAGUGCAGCUGGCCCUCCAGACAAGCUCCUAGUUUACACAACCUGUUUGCUGUGUGUAAGAAUAUGCACAAUUUUUUACAACAGAACCCCAAGAACGUCUGCGUCAUUCACUGCAUGGAUGGCCGAGCUCCCUCAGGCGUUCUGGUCUGUGCAAUGUUCUGCUUCUGUCACCUCUUCAACAAUCCGCUUCCUGCUAUUCAGUUACUGAACUCCAAGAGACCCGGCUCUGGGCUUUGGCCUUCACACAGGAGAUACAUAGAUUAUGUCUGCAGGAUGGUGUCUGAGAAACCCACACUGCCUCACUGCAAGGCUCUCAUUAUCAAGUCCGUCACUAUGAGCCCUGUCCCGAGCUUCAACAAACAACGCACUGGUUGUCGACCUUUCUGUGACAUCCUCAUUGGAGAAACAAAGAUAUUCUCAACAGCACAGGAGUAUGAGAGAAUGAGGGAGCACAGAGUCAUGGAAGGGAAGGUGAUGAUUCCUCUGGGGGUCAGUGUGCACGGGGAUGUGGUUGUUUCAGUCUUUCACAUGAGAUCCACUAUUGGAGGAAGACUUCAGGCCAAGUUGACAAACACACAGAUAUUCCAGUUACAGUUUCAUACUGGAUUCAUUGCUCCUGGAACGACAGUGCUAAAGUUUACAAAACCCGAGCUGGAUGCCUGUGAUUCCCCGGAUAAGUACCCUCAGCUGUUCCACGUGGUGCUGGAGGUUGAGGUGGAGGCUGCCGAUAAGCAAAUGGACCUGACCUCCCCCUGGGAGCACUUCCCCACCAAGGAUCUCAGUCCCAGCAUCCUUUUCUCCUGCCACCAGGAGCACCAGGACGCACUGGCGGUAGGAGAUCCCAGUAAGGGCCACCCCAGCACUGAAGACAAAGUGGCGCUGGUGCAUGAAGACAGCGAACCCUCUGACGACGAGCUCCUGUCUCUCUCCAGCCAGCAGAGCAACACCGGCAACGAGAAGCAGCCUCCACAGCAGAAGCAGGGCACACCGAAGAGCAGCAAGAGGCAGGAGGCCCAGCCCACUCCCGCGCCCGCACCCCCUCCACCGCCCGCUGAAGACGUGGACCUCCUGGGUCUGGACGGGGGUCUGGGGGACAAGGCCUUCGCCGGACAGCCGCAGCCGCCCCCCACCAACGCGGACCUGCUGAGCGACCUGUUCGGAGCGAGCACCCCAGCCUCGCCCUCCCACAGGCCUCAACCAGACAGCAAGCCGGCGUCCACUCAGUCCACCCCCAGGAAGGCAGCCCCAUCCUCGUCCCCCUGCCCCUCGCCAGCUUUUGAUGCAUUUGGAUCCGGUCCUAUCCCGGCUGGGCAGGAGUUUCUGGGAUCGUUUCUCGGGCCAGGUAAUGCUGGACAGAGUGACCCUUUCCUGCAUGUGACCCGGUCCCCCUCCCCCACACCACAGAGCACAGGCAGUGACCCGUUUCACAUGGGCAGGACCUCCCCUGUUCCUCCCACAACCCCAACUGUGAAUAUCCAGCAACCAAACUUGAUAGGAGGCUGGGAAUGGAGCAAACCCGUGCCAGCAGGGGGGUUUGGAAUGGGAAGCAAGUCUGCAUGCACCAGUCCUACAGGGUCUCUCCACAGCACACCUACCCACCAAUCCAAACCACAGACCCUGGACCCCUUCGCUGACAUCGGGGCCCUUGGGGUCAAUUUAGGAGGUGGCUCAGGAUUCUCCAGCAAGCCCACCACACCCACUGGGACCGGGGGAUCAUUUCCACCAAUGGGAUCACCACAGAAGCCAUCUCCCCAGCACACAGCGGGAGGGUCCUGGCAGCAGAACUCGGGUUACUCCUGGCAACAGGGGGGAUCAUCAAGGCAACCCCAGCAGGGUAAACCCGCCCCGCCACCCAUGCCCCACUCCUCUCCACAGAACAGGCCUAACUACAAUGUGAGCUUCAGUGCUAACACCAGCGGGAAAUCACCGGCCAGCUUCGGAACAAAGCCAAAAAUGCAACAUGCUAACUUUGAUGACCUGCUGUCUAGCCAAGGAUUUUCAUCCGCCAAGGACAAGAAAGGGCCCCGGACAAUAGCAGAGAUGAGAAAGGAGGAAAUGGCCAAGGAAAUGGACCCAGAGAAGCUAAAGCUCCUUGACUGGAUCGAGGGGAAGGAGAGGAACAUCCGAGCCCUGCUGUCCACCAUGCACACUGUGCUCUGGGAGGGGGAGACCAAGUGGAAACAAGUGGGCAUGGCAGACCUGGUCACCCCCGAGCAAGUGAAGAAGGUCUAUCGCAAAGCGGUGCUCGUGGUCCACCCAGAUAAAGCUACUGGACAGCCGUAUGAACAAUAUGCCAAGAUGAUUUUUAUUGAAUUAAAUGACGCUUGGUCAGAAUUUGAAAGCCAAGGACUGAACCCAUUGUAUUAAAAUGCUAGGAAGUACAAACUCCAGUCAAUAUUUUAUCCUUCAAAUCUGUGCUGUGGAUUUUUGUUUUGUUGUCACUGUCGUGUUUUUUCCAUAGAGAGUUUAAUGUACCAGGUUAGUUGUUUAGAUGUGAACAUCAGACCCAUUUAACUAGUGCACGCUGUCAAAUGGGGGAAGUUAAAGUUGUCUUGUACAGAACUUUCUUGAUUGGAACUUAAAUCAUUACUUUGUUAAAACA